Fusarium odoratissimum NRRL 54006 is the source of this 2726-nucleotide messenger RNA. RefSeq lists its product as uncharacterized. Bases 301 to 1368 code for a protein of 355 amino acids. Gene Ontology annotation, biological process: protein processing; SREBP signaling pathway. The record is from RefSeq and is a predicted model, not a curated record. NCBI's taxonomy places the organism in Eukaryota, Fungi, Ascomycota, Sordariomycetes, Hypocreales, Nectriaceae. The transcript has 2 exons. Gene Ontology annotation, cellular component: Dsc E3 ubiquitin ligase complex.
CUAAGCCCUGGGGGCUGUUACAUGUAAUCCCUGCAAUCUUAUCAUGGCGUCUCAAGUCGCCUCAUGCUGCAACAAGUCACUUCAAUUCACGAGCCUGUUGUAGCCGAUAUCUUACAUUCCUAUAGCGCCAGUCGAAACUGCAUUGCUAUACACACUUUGAAUCUAUUAGACAACUCUCUGCUGCAGCCAUACACCUUCCGCAAACACUUCAUGAGCCACACGUGCUUCUCCUGAGCUGUCACCCUGCUCAUGCAGAACUAGCUCCCCUUCAGAUGCAGAUACAGAUGACGAUACUCGAGAAUGAGCGAUGAUGCCUCGCCGAGCUCUACGGCGCCGAAUGAAGCUUCCACGGCCGAACCAGUCAAUGUUUCAUCCGGCAGCCGUGUCACAUGGAAUCUACCACGCGAGCAUUCGAGAUCAGCUUGGUCGCGCGCCCAGUUGCACCCUCAGCGUCGCAAGAAGAAGAAAAGCAGGAAGAAGCGCAACCCUGGAUUAGCGAGAAAGUUGGAAUUUGUCACACAUUUGCUCAGGAGUCUUGAUACCCUGGUUUUCGCGGAGCUGAGUGGACUGUACUAUAUGGAGUGCUCAAUGUUUCGAUUCAUCCUAAGAUCUGUUGGCCAGUACUUAUAUCUCACGCCGAAGGAUGAGUCAUUUCCUUUCUUAAUGCCUGCGAGUCCCAUACAUGUGUGUCUCGUUCUCAUUCCCAACAUCAUCUGCAUACUUCUGCAUAUUUUUGUUUCUCUGCCUGUCGGUCCUGACUACCACCGAGGCUAUAUGCACGGUGGCCUGGUCAUCGACUUCAUAGGGCAAAAGCCCCCCACUUCUCGCAUUUACUAUGUUCUAGCAGAUGUCAUGAUCCUCGCCGUUCAAUGUCUAAUGCUGACGGUCCAUACUGAGCGGGAGAGACUGCGGGUGACUCUUAAGACCUUCCGACCUAUGGUGCCUGAUGUGGCUCAGGAGAUGGUUCCUACCAUAGAAGAUCUGGAUGCGGAAGAGCGUGGAGUAUCAAGGGACAUGCCCGGCUCAUUACCGGCUGAUGAGGAGGACGGCAUCGAGUUGCAACCCUUGCGACGUACCAGUACAACUGAGGAGGCCAACUCAACGUCGGGAGAAUCAGAGCCGUCGGCUAGAGAGCCACUCAUCGAUGAACCAACACGGUCACAUCUGUCUGAUGUCCUGAGUUCCGGAAAUGCGAUCAUCGGCGAAUAUCAUGUUCUUCACUCACUUCACAAUGCAGCGUUGAAUAUUGAGAGAACAGCCGCAUAUUCUCUCCGUACAAUUAGCUAUGGAGCAACUAUGGCUUCCAUUGAAGCGCGGAGACGAGGCCUCAAUGUGCCAGCUCGAACAGUUCAGAACGAUAGACAAUGAUAUCAAUUUAGCGAGUUUGAAUAAUUUUCAAGGUCUGAAUCUGAAAUAUAUAAAUGGAUUAUUCUGUGCUUUUACGCUAUCUUUCUUCCAACAUUACCAACGCCAGUGCCUUUAACAGAAACAAUGAUAUCAUUCGUAUCGUCCCCAACGUCCCUCAAGCCCCAACUGCUUGCGCCAAACGUCUUCAGGUCUCUCGCGAGGAUAACCAUCUCUUCAUUUGCGAGCACUUCCCUACCGAUUCUAAGACGACCAACAUCCUCCGAUCCCAUAGCCAUAAGCACAAGCAUAGUCUUGGCUGAAACCUGGGUGGCACAGCCACCUUGGGAGAUGUUCUCCAGUAGCUGGAAAGCGCACUGCUUUCCAAUAUCCUCAGGAACAACGCCGCCCUGGGGAGGAACGACUACGUCUGCAGAGUAGAGAAUUCCAACAGCGCUUGACUCAGCGACCAAGCUCAAACCGAAUCCUAUUCCAAGCCGUCUCUUGCUUCCUGCCUUGUCGCCAGUGGGUACAAGCGGUGCCUGGUCAUACUGCGCAGCGAUAUGAAUGUCGGAAACCAAAGGAUUCAGGAUCUCUCGUGCUGAGUGAAUCAUGCGGGCGUUGUUGGAGGCGGAUACUCCAGUACAGUAUGCGACACCGCGAAUGCGCUUUAUCCGACCAGGGCUUCGGUUGAGAUGCAGAGUCUUCGGUAGUCGCACUUGGCUUGCGAAUCGCAACUCCACACAGCCACCGCCACCCUUUCCACCGGGUCCAGCGCAUGAUCGUUGAAGUACCCUAAGCUCUAUCCGCGCGGGAGGGAUGCCAAACAGGGCAAAGAGAGGGAGGAUGGCAGUUCGGAAAGAAUCGACGGAGAUGUCCCCUGUCUCGGUGGACGAUGUUAUAACGCCAGGACCAGUGAAUCGGACGUUCAUGUGCGCCUUGGAAAAGGGCGCAAGUAAACAGAGAGGCAUAAGGAAGUAGGUGACGCCGCGGGUAUUGUUAACGGAGAUGUUGUGCUCAAUGACAUCGCCGUCAGAAGCGCCAAAACCAGCGAUAGUUCCGGUGAUCAGGCCGGGGUGAUAUGUUAUAGUUGUACCGGUAUAAGAAAUUUGCAUGGAACUGCCAUUGGUGACAGCCUCAAGCAGGCGCAAGAAAGAAAUCUCAUGGGGGGCAAGACCUGGAUUCGUAGGCGAUGUGCUUCGGAUCUUGGAAAUGUGGAUAGGUCGACCGGUCAGCGUCGAGAGAAUUAGACGCUGGGUGAAGGAUCGAUGUCCUGUGAAUCGGAGGAAUUCUGGCGUGGAAUUCGACAUUUUGCUGCUGUUUUGGGGGUAUCCUUGGAGUCGCAAUAUUUCCAGCCCGUCGACGAGUACCAAACAAAAAUU